GAGAGAGAGAGAGAGAGCAGCUGUAGGGCAGAAAAGGUAAACGGAAAGUGAGGUGGAGAGAGAGGGGGAGGAGGUGGAGACAAACAUACACACACACUCAAACACAUACACACGCGCACAAACACUCGUAUAGUUCUCUCUCUCUCUCUCUCUCUCUCUCUCUCUCUCUCUCUCUACCCCUCAUCACUCCAACCAUGCCCGGUCGUCGUGACGUGAGUUUAAAUGGAAUUUUUGAUUACUUAGGGAAAGACUGUUGUGAAAUCAGGUGCAGUAAAAUUAAUAAUUAAGGAUAAUGAAUAGAAAACUGGAUAAGAAAAGACGUUAAGGAAAAAGGACGAAGGAAUGAGCGUGUAAUUGUGAGAUUAGAAUAUGGAAAUGAGCUAUUUUUGGAUUAUGAAGUGAGAAAAUUCAGUGAAUCAUCUACCUCUGGAAUAUGACAGUGCUGAUCAGUCUCGACAAACUGUUUGACAGAACAACCUCCUUGGAGGGAAUGACAAAGCAGCCCCUCGAGGAAACCAAGAGAAACAGAGGCCACAGGAAGAAGAGGAAAAAGGAGGAGGACGCCCUUAGUCCCAAAAAAUCCCGCUUCCAGAAUCCAGGCCGUCUCCAGAAGUCGAGGGAUACCUGUGGAGUUAAACCAAUACCGGCACCGACCUUGAAGUCCACUACCCUUCCUUUCCAGAGGAUAUUCCAUAGGCCUGAAGAAACCCAAUUCCAGAAUCCAGGCCGCCUCCAGAAUUCGAGGGACACUGGUACAGUCCCAUCAGUUCCAGCAACUACCUUGAAGGCCUGUCGUCCUUUCCAGAGGGUAUUCCACAGCCCUCAAGAAGACCAGUUCCAGAAUCCAGGCCUCCAGCAGAAAUCGAGGGAAGCUGACGGAGUCCCACCAAUUCCGGCACGGACCUCGAAGGCCACCACCCGUCCUUUUCAGCAGACGAUAAUCCAGACCUUCCCGAAGUUCCUCAACCUUGUCCCAGCCCCCUCCAUUAUCUUCCCUAAUCCGAUUCCGCCCCCCUCCCGCACCCCCAGUCGCCUUCUCCUCCUGCUUUUUUUACUCCUUCAUAAUCACGUGGGCUUAAUGACUGGAGCCGUCGGUGAAGUCUCAGGAAGCGAUAACGAAGUAUCAGUAGUGGAAGUGGUGUCUGGAUUCAACGCCUCUCUCCCGUGUACGAUUCGAAUCCCGGCAAACGACGCUCCCCUACUGACCCUGUGGUACCAGGAGGAGAGUGAAACACCCAUAUACAGCUACGACCAAAGGACGGGCGUGAGCGGAACGUCGUGGGCGGACCCGCGAGUUUUCGGCGGCCGAGCCCACUACUUGGCCCACCUGAGCCCACCUGUCAUGUUGAUCAUGAGGGUCACCAUCAGAGACGCGAGGCUGUAUCGUUGCAGGAUCGACUUCCACAACUCCAACUCGAGGGUGACCUGGGUCCGACUCAAGGUCAUAGUUCCGCCUGAACGAGUCGAAAUCACUCCUCAGAUCUCUCCAGUCAGAUUAGGUCAGCGUGAUGAUGUCGUCUGCACAGCGAUAGGAGGUAACCCACCGCCCAGUGUGGUCUGGCUACAGAACGGGGUCACAGUCGACCCGAACAGCACCGUGGGGCAGAGUGGCAGCUUCAACAGGCUGGAGAUUCCCGCCUCCAGAGGGGACCUGAAGGCGCCCUUCACCUGCCAGGCUUCCAACAAUAACCUCACGCCCCCCGUGUUCGCUGUUUAUGUGAGGAAUGUCACGUGUGGGCCUACGCGAAUUCUCCUGGAGGUGUCGGACAAUCCCCUGAUAGUCGGAAGGGCGGCGCAGAUCACGUGCAAGGCCUUCGACAGCAAUCCUCCCGCCAGAGUCACGUGGUACCACCAAGGGAAGCUCAUCCAGAAGCUUAUAAUUAACGUAACGACGAGGGGCUCCGAGACAGUCAGCACCCUACACCUGCAGCCAGGGCGCCAUCAUCACAUGAGGCAGCUCCUGUGCCGAGCGGAGAAUCCUAUACUUCCUUUGGAGACGCUGGAGGAUAUCGUCACCUUGAACGUGGCCUAUCGGCCCCACGUGCGAAUCAGCCUCGGGUGGCCAAGGCGUCUGGAACUCCUGACAGAGGGAAGCGACCUCUUCCUGGAAUGCAUCGUGGACUCUAACCCCCCUCCGUAUAAAAUUGAAUUCUUCCAGAAUGGCGUGGCGCUGAACCCAAACACCAGCGGAACGACGAUCCUGAAAGAGGCGACCUUGGCUAUCCAACACGUGACCAGAGAACAUUCGGGGGACUAUCAGUGCAAGGCCUCGAACGUCCAGGGAGAUUCCACCAGCAAGAACAUCUCCGUUCAAGUCAGGUACGUGCCCAUCUGCGCGGUCAACGAAAGUGUCGUAGGGGCGCUGGUGGGCGAGACUAUCUCCUUGACGUGCGUCGUAUACGCGUACCCAGCCGAUGUCAAUUUCACCUGGAUGUUCGUCAGUGACGCAAGAGACGAAGAGGGAGUAGGAGGAGGAGGAGGAGGUGCUGUUGGAGGAGUCAGUGGUGGUGGUCGAGGCAGUGUUGGAGGAAGUGUUGGUGGUGGUGGUGGGGGAAAACCCCGGAUCAUAGAUGCCCUUCAAUACACCUGCGAAGGCCUCUCCAGCACCUUGCAUCUGACCCCGAAGUCUCAGAGGGAUUUCGGUGUAUUUUCUUGCUACGGGACCAAUAAAAACGGCAUCCAGCAGCAGCCUUGUACAUUCGCCCUAGUACCGGCAGGCUCACCAGAAGAAUCAGGCACUAACUGCUCCGUAGCUAAAGUGUCUUCCCGUCAGGUCACUGUCGUCUGUCAACCUGGGAAAUACACUGGAGGGCGCCUCCAGCAAUUUAUGCACCAAGUUCGACUAGCCUCCACCGGCGAGCUGGUCUUGAACAAGUCUUCCAGCGAGGGCUCAGUGGAACUGUCUUCACUGGAGCCAGAUAGCCAAUAUAUAGUCUCAGUUACUCCAAUCGACCCCAGGGGGAACAGUCCGGCUCCUCGAAGCUUCCACAUACAGACCCACAGGGAAGCCAAGAUGCACAUAAGCCUACCCUCCCGGCCCAAACCGAGAAAGUUCCUCUGGAUAAUGGGCAUAGGCCUAGGCAUCGUCUUGACCGUAGUGGCACUCCUGGUGGGCCUGUGGUUGGCCCGGGGAAGGCGAUCGUCCCACACCUUGAGGAACCCAGAUUUGGACUUGAACAAGACGACCAAUAGCGCAGUUGUUGCAGGUGAGGCGCGAGGUAUCAACGAUGGAUUAUGUGUUAAUGGACUGAUGCAUCAGACGAUAUACGAUUCGUCCGGGCGCUAUCGAGGCUUCGCCUACAUGCAGCAGGGCGAGAACGCUGGCCCAGGCCUACCCUAUUCUUCAGUAGGAGCUACAAGCUCUCAACACCAACAACAGCAGGAGGACCAAAAGCAACAGCAGGCAGCAGUAGACUCCCACCACCCUCCAAGCUUCCAGAGCAAGCUGUCCCUGCUGAAGAGGGACUCGCCCCUGACCAGGGGAGCCACCAAGGACGCUUCGUCUGCCGUUGGCGCUUCGGAAACGUCGAAAACGAACGCGGAGAACGACGCCAAAGCCGCGGCCGAAGACGACGGCGGCGCCAGCAGAAAGUCCGGCUUUGUGAAGUGGAAGUGGGUUGUGAAUCACGUGACUAGCGGAGGCGAGAGCAACAACCGCUUCCUAGACUUAUGCCGUUUGGCGCAAAGUAAACAGCUGCAAGACCAGAGCAGAAAUGGCGAGAGUGUUUUAUAGAGCGCGGUGCCUCUUCUUGCGUUCUGUCUAUCUGUGUGUGUAUGUGUGUGUGUGUGUUUUGUCGUACUGAAAUACCUAAAUAUAUACAAAUAUAAAUAAAGAUAUAUACAAAUAUAUAUAUAUUGAUCCUGGUGCUCUCGUGUCGAAAAAUGAACUAUAAUCAAAUGUGAGAAAUGAGGA
Macrobrachium nipponense is the source of this 3913-nucleotide messenger RNA. RefSeq names its product hemicentin-1-like. The record is from RefSeq and is a predicted model, not a curated record. Bases 434 to 3733 code for a protein of 1099 amino acids. The transcript has 17 exons. Gene Ontology annotation, molecular function: protein binding. Lineage: Eukaryota; Metazoa; Arthropoda; Malacostraca; Decapoda; Palaemonidae.